Bacidia gigantensis is the source of this 1218-nucleotide messenger RNA. RefSeq lists its product as uncharacterized. Gene Ontology annotation, biological process: mitochondrial respiratory chain complex I assembly. The transcript has 6 exons. The record is from RefSeq and is a predicted model, not a curated record. Lineage: Eukaryota; Fungi; Ascomycota; Lecanoromycetes; Lecanorales; Ramalinaceae. The coding region runs from base 1 to 1218 and encodes 405 amino acids.
AUGGCCCAACAAGUCGAAGAAAACCAGACCUAUGAACCAAAGGAUGCAGUGCAAGAUGGCGUCCGCGCAAUGAUAUUCUGCGGGGGAGCAGGACUUACAGCGUCUGCAAUACGAACUGGUUUGACAAGGCAGAAUGUUGGGGCAUGGGCGGUCGUCACGAGAAGCGGAGGUCUAAUCGGAGUUGCAAUCGCGGCUGGUGCAACAUUCGGCUUCACACGAAGUGCUGCAGCCAAUCUCAGAGAGAAGGAUGACUACGUCAAUUCCACAAUUGCAGGCUUUCUCGCUGGUUCACUACUAGGUCUACAAUUUAGGAGUCUCCCGGCCACCAUUGGUCUCGGAGCAGGCAUAGCCGUUUCGCAGGGUGUGCUAGGCUUCACGGGCGGAUCCUUGACAGGAGGCGGACAGACUGAUCCUGAGGCUUACGGAGGGAAAGAAUGGUACAAGAAGAAUAGACGAAGACCAAUUCAAGAGACCUUAGAGGACCUCGGGGAAGGUAGAGAUACAAUUUUGCACAAAGGAAUCAACAUUCUAGAUGAAGAGUGCUUUGUCAAAUUUCUCCUCUUUCACCUUGACGUCCAGCCUAAGAAACUUAAAGAGUUAUCAAGCAAAUUACAGCGUGUUCGCAAAGCAAUUGCCCCCAAGAAGCAGUUUGCAUUUACUUCGAAGGCCAAAGAAGCUAACAGUCAAAAAUCGCACGCCGAGACUGCCUCAGCUGCUGGAGACCAAGGAAGUCCAUGGCCAGGUCUUGAAAUCGAAACAAUAAGCAGCGACUCAGUGCAAUCAAAAGCCUCAACAGCAGGCCUGACAAUUGCGUCAAUACACAAGUGUCACCACGUGCAAUGUUCUAAAAUCUCGAAUGAAGCCUCGGCCUCUAUCCUUGAUAUUAAUAGCAGUAUCGUGGACUUAUCCUCUGUUGCAUAUGAGCACUCGUCGCUUUCCAAUCUCAUGAUCAGCAAUGUGAAAAACAGCCUACUUGACUCCAGUUCUCCGGAAGAACAAAAUCUCUGGGAUCAGAUCGAUGACUUCAAAUGGCUGAGGGCUGGACAAAGCCCCAAUUGGACCACAUUGGUGCCCGAUGAUCAGCGCGGAGUUCCAAUGGGGAAUUGGCCGAAGGUAUUAGACCAGAAAGCGAACGUUGAGGACAUACUUCGAGCUGCUAAUAUCGACGAUCGCGAAUCACAACAUUCAAAAGCAGAUGUGCAUUCCUUUGAUGCAUAG